AUGUAUCCUAAAGUUUCUGAAAAGUUACCAGUAAUUUCUGAUAAAGCAACAGAAACGUUUUUGUUACGGUCAGUAAAAGUCUCCAGUAAGUUCCUGGAAAGUCUCCUGCAGACGUCCUGUUUGUGUCUGCAGGUGGUAAACCGGGGCGAUCCGUACCCGCAGGAAGUGGGCGCCACGGUGCAGCGGGUGAUGGAGCGACUGGGACACUGCAACCCCUACAGACUGGUGUGGCAGUCCAGGGUGGGCCCCAUGCAGUGGCUCGGGCCCCAAACCGACGAGGUGAUCAAAGGUCUGAGUGAGCGCGGGAAGAAGAACAUCCUGCUGGUUCCCAUCGCCUUCACGUCCGACCACAUAGAGACGCUGCAUGAGCUGGACAUCGAGUACGCUCAGGUGUUGGCCGAAGAGUGUGGAGUGGAGAACAUCCGCAGAGCCGAGUCGCUGAACGGAAACCCUCUCUUCAUGAAGGCCCUGGCUGACCUGGUCCAGUCCCACCUGAAGUCCAACGAGCCGUGUUCCCGCCAGCUGACGCUGCGCUGCCCGCUCUGCACCAACCCCACCUGYGGCCAGACCAAGGCCUUCUUCGCCAGCCAGAAACUGUCAUAACGCCGCGUUUUAUACCAAACUCCGAGACGCUGAAGGCCUCCUGUUGGUCAACAAGCAGCAAGACGGACUGGAUUCUGGCUCAAGUUCAUUUUAAAUGGUGAUUUUUGGAGAUUCCCUUUGGUUGGUUGGUCCGUGUAGAUAAAGGAACUGAGUUUAUUUUCUUUAAGUCUCCCAUGCCGACACGUUUUUCACCGACCGCAGAGACAUUUAGUUAAAUGGCUCCAGAACGUCCUGCAGGUGUUAAUCCAAUGCCUACACGGCUUUUUAGGGCCACCAUACGUUGAAAAAGAAAGUCCAUUUCCACCAAAAAUACUUGGAAAUUUUGAGAUGAGUCUCAGACAGUUUCUAGAGAAAAACUUGUUAAUCUCUUCACUCCAAAAGUCGAAAAUUUGCAAGAAAAAACUCAGGAAAAAUGUUAMAUUUUCUGAGUUUCCAAAGUCGAACAUUUUUGACAUCUGGAACUCAGAAAUUUCCACGUUUUUGGGGGUAAAUUUACUUUUUUCCAUCUAUAAACAGCCUUUAAAUGCAAGUGUGUAAAAAUGUGGGCUCUGUAGUUUUUCUGCUCUUUCUGGCAGCUUUGUGCCUUUUAAACACUGGAUAAAAUCCACCCCAACAUUAGUAUUUGUUUGUUCCUGCUGUGACUUGACMGAGAAACAUCACUGUUCUUAUUGAACUGAAAAUCUUUAGCUGGGUUGACAAACUGAAAAGGUUUAGCUAACAGUAAAACCUAGCCUUCUGCAUGCUAACCGGAAAGAUUUAGCUUCCAGUAAGCUAGCGUAAAAAUUUAGACAGAGCRGUAAAACUUAGCCUCCUAAGAGCUAACUGUAAACAUUUACCUAACAUGCUAACUGAAAAGAUUUAGCAGACAUUAAGCUAACUUAAAAAGUGGAGCUUUUUUUAAAGCAUUCUCCUAGCUAAGAAGCUUCACUUUGCAGUAAACUCAGCUAACAUCGGGAAAAUAAAGAGUUUGCUUUGCUAAGGUAACCAGAGGAUUGGUUUAGUGUGUUGACAAAAAGGCUUUACUACCAAGUUGAUGGUGCUAGCAAGCUGAAAAGCAAAGCUUUAGCUUGCAGUAGGCUAACUGAAAAGGCUAGCAAGCUGAAAAACAUUUACCUACUAGUUGGUUUGCUGAAACUGUUUACAUGUCUGUAAACUAAUUUGAAAGGGAAAUGGAAAAUAGUUAGCUUACUGUUAGCAGCAUGCAAAGGCUUAGCUUGUAUAAGCUGUCUAGCAGAGACAGAGAUUUUAUGUUUAAUGCUUGCUGUAAUAAUUAAAAGAUGCUAAAUGGUUUUUGUUUAGCAAUACCAUUUAAGCUAGCAUGUGCUACCUUUAGUAGAGCGGCCAUUGCUUAAAGGCUUUAUUUUUGGUAAAGAUGGAACAUCAUUCCCAGCUUUUCAGAGUUGCUGUUUGUGAUAAAUCUCCAUGAAGGCAUAUUUUUAAAUUACUUUUCUUGAUGCUAAUCUACGCACAGAAUUGCCUGUUUUUGUUCUUCCACUGGAUUAGAAUUCAAAAAGCCCAGUGUUAAUUUAACUGAAGAGAGUGGACUAUAUAAACACUGAAAAGGUGUUGAUAUCAACUCUGUUGGAGUUAAAUCAACACUGGGAAUUUUGUUGUUAACUCCCACAGAGUUUAUAUUAACACUUUAUCAGUGUUAAUAUAGUCCACACUCUUCAGAGUUAAUUUAACACUGGGCUUUUUGCUGUGAAGGAUGUGUGUUUGUCCGUCUCUUGUUUUCUAUACAUAUUGAGUGAAAUGAGUGUUUUAAGAUGUUAGCAAAUAUCUUCUUGUUCUUCAAUGUGUUUGUUUGAUUUUCUUAUGUUUUUCAUACAUGAUUGGGUCAUUUUCAGUCAGAAAUUAUGCUAAUCGAUGCUAACCAAGAAUCUGGUAAAAUUCUGACCCGAWGCUACUUAUUAUUAUAACAUUAAUAAAAUUCAGUGUAAUCUUAAAAGCUACUUUCUCAUUUUAAUAUUUAAGGUUGUAGAUCUACUCUGUGAAGUUUUCAGGCCAUAAAAUAAAGACUAGUUUCCUAAUUUAACUCUGUAAUGUAGCUUAAAACAAGGAAUCGUUGCCACACGUUUUUUUUUUUUUUUUUUUUUUUUACUCUUUGGAUUUAUUUGUUAUUGUGUUCAAACCAGGUAUUGAAAGUAAUGUGAAUAUAGUAAAACUUAAAGUUUGAAAGCAUUUAUUUGUUGAAACAACUGGUGCUGUAUGAAUUUUAGGACAUGAUGUUGMAUAAAUACACAUGAUGAGGUCUUCCUUCAAAAUAAUAUAAAUAUCCGUUCCUAAAGCAGU
Messenger RNA from Poecilia reticulata (guppy), 2895 nucleotides. Lineage: Eukaryota; Metazoa; Chordata; Actinopteri; Cyprinodontiformes; Poeciliidae. The record is from RefSeq and is a predicted model, not a curated record.